This is a messenger RNA of Bolinopsis microptera, 348 nucleotides long. Its product is annotated as protein FAM32A-like. Lineage: Eukaryota; Metazoa; Ctenophora; Tentaculata; Lobata; Bolinopsidae. The record is from RefSeq and is a predicted model, not a curated record. Gene Ontology annotation, cellular component: nucleolus. The transcript has a single exon. The coding region runs from base 1 to 348 and encodes 115 amino acids.
AUGUCAGACAACUUUACUGGCGGGAAACUAAAAUUCAAGGGUGUUAAAGAUGGAAAAGUUAAAAAGAAAAAGAAGAGGAAGCUUAAUGAAGAUGCCAUCAAAUUAGAAAUAAAGACUGAAUCAGAAGAAAACGGUACCAGCACACCUACUUCUGACAUUGUCAGUAAACCCAGAAGUUCAAAGACCAAGGCUGAAAUUGCAUUCUUGAAAACACAACAAAAGCGAGAGGGUGAGAAGAUAUUGAAUAAAGCUCAGACAUCCCACAAGGAAAGAGUUGAACAGUUCAAUGAACAUCUAGACAAUCUAAUUGAGCAUUUUGAUAUCCCAAAGGUCAGUUGGACUAAGUGA